Messenger RNA from Anastrepha ludens (Mexican fruit fly), 9339 nucleotides. RefSeq names its product protein prickle (gene pk). Bases 1191 to 5654 code for a protein of 1487 amino acids. The transcript is spliced from 7 exons. The record is from RefSeq and is a predicted model, not a curated record. Gene Ontology annotation, molecular function: zinc ion binding. Lineage: Eukaryota; Metazoa; Arthropoda; Insecta; Diptera; Tephritidae.
UUGGCUAGCAAUAGAGUAACUGAAUUAUUAAAAACAAGUAAAAUAUAAAAAUAUAUAAAAAUUCAAUAAACAUAAAAAAUUCAUAAGAAAUAAAUAAUUCGGCAAAACGGCUGGAGUAAAAAACCGCGACAUAAAAAUUAUCAACAUUUAUAUUUUUUGUUUUAAUAAUAGGAAUCGUUCUACAAAAAACAAAAAAUUUAGGAUUUUUUGUAAAAAAAAGUCGAAUACAAAAUUAAAUGUGUGAAAUUUUUUUAUGCUAAACGUUUACCAUAAAAAUCUGCAAAUGCUGUGAGACGGUGCAAAAAAUUCUACCAUCGCAUCGGCACAAAGCCAUCAAUAACUAAAACCUCCGCAAGAAAUUCUACAACAACAAUUUUGGAUUAUCAACCAGGGAUUAAAACAAUUCCAGCGUAUAAAAGGCGUAAUAACAACCGAUCAGAGCAACAACAACACUAACAUCAUAAACAUUGUGAUUGCAAGGCGCAACAUAAAGAAACACAACAACAGCAACGUAAACAUCCAACAUUCUGCAGCAGCAUCUUGCUUGUUGGACGCACUAUUGUUGUUGUUCUUGUUGUUUGUUGCAGCGUGUCAGCAGCAUUCCCCAUUUAGGCAAAGUGUUAAAGGUGCGUGUACCAAAGUGUUGUUGUGCAACAGAAACACAAACUUAAGCAUACACUUAGCUCUAUAAUAAAUACUGACGACCACAAAAAACGGAAAACACAAUCAAUGCAGUGUUAAUAAACAGGAGCACAAGGACAAAGGCCCAUAAAUAUAAUGAAAUAAUUACACCAAAAACCAAGACUCUGCAGAAUUCAAGACAACAGAAAGGCGACCUACAAAAAAGUACAAUAAAAACAAAGUGGAGUUCAAUUAUUUUGUGUAUCUUAAAAUAAAGUAAAGUAGCUGAUAAAAAACUGUAUGCAACAAUAACAACAGUAAGAUUAAACCAAAAGUUGAAGUUCGAGAAGAGCAACAAAAAAUUGCAUAUAAAAAAGUAUGCAACAGUAAUUGCUGAUACGAUAUACUUGCAACACACCGAAGUUGCUACUGCAACAAAUAACAUCAGCAAUAACAAUAACAAGCAAGAUAUUAUAGUAGCAGCAACAACUUUAACAAGUACUCACACACAUACUUAUGCACAUACAUACAUACAUACGCUCAUCGCCCUAAUAGUCAGUCACAGCAACAUGGAGAACAUGUCAUCAUCAAUUGAACCGGUGCCGGUGGUGCCGCGCACCGCCAAUUUGCUGGCCUGCAAACAAUGGUGGCGCGUCUGCUUUUUAUACGGUGACCAACAGAAAUACUACCGUCAAGUUUACAGCAAAGCGGCUGCGCAACGUCUGGCUCUCUCUACUGGCGGCGCUGUUACCACUGGCUUCCAAAUGGACAACGACCACAACAACGACAACGACAACGAAAAUGAGACGAACAGUGGCAAGGACAGCGGUUGUAGUGGCAGCAUGCAGACCGCUGACUACGAUAUAGUGGCAGGCGAUUUUAUCGAAACGCAAUUAGACGAAGCAGAUGCCAACGCAACAACAACAACAACAAGAGCCGCGUUAGCAGAUGCGAUCAAUGGCGCCGAUAUGAGUAAAAACCAUAAUCCCGAGGUGGACAAACUGUUGGUGAAGAAAAAGAAGAAGCAAAAAAGUAAAGAAGGUGACGAACAAGCGCCGCCAGUACCACUCUUUCCCUCCAAAUAUCAAACGAACACCACUUCAGCAGUCGGAUCGUCAACCACUUCGUCGAUGUCUGCAACAAAUCGCGGCAAAAAGCUGUUACGCUCUCUACGCGGUCAUGUGAGUAAAGUGGGUGAGUCGGCAGCGGGUGGAAAAUCGUCGAAGGAGCGGCAUAAAAACGCACAACAAGCAAAUGACCUAAACGCCAGCGAAGCGACCAAAGGUAAUGCCAGAGUCACUGUUUUGGAUGAUCCCUUUCUUUUCGGCAUCGACGCCGAUCACUUGGGUGAUUUGGUAGUGCGUGGCAAGCAAUAUGCAACCAAUACUAUGGAAGAUAUAUCCAAAUAUUAUAGUUCCUAUUUGGAGCAAGAAAAGUUCGAAAUGGAUGUGCAGAAUGGCGCACAAGUGGAUUUCGGGCAACAUUUGCCGACGGCGCCCUCAACGCCUGAGCAGUGUGGCUCUAUGCAAUACGAGGCGGACGAGCCGAAGCCAGCGUUACCGCCUAAGAAGAAGAAGCAAAGUAAUUAUGAAACUUUUAAUGGCUUAGUAAAUGAUGGCGCGGAGAAAAGUGGUGCGUCACAUGAACUCCAGCUAAACGAGAACGACUUACAAUUUCUAAAACUGAAUAUGCGCAAUCGCAGUUUGCCACGUAGCAUGAAACCGUUUAAGGAUGUGCCGACUGAUAUUAGCUUUACCUUUACGGAAGCGGAGGGUGACACGACGUCAGCGUCGCGUCCAGCGCCAUUACAGAAGAGCGCCACCUGUGAGCGAGAUAUGAAUUUGGCAGCUCAUCUGCAGCAAAGAGGGAGUGAAGAGCCCAUCAGCCGCACGCCGUUGACACAAGUUUCGUAUUUGCAAAAAAUACCAACACUACCGCGUCAUUUUUCGCCCAGCGCAGCAGCCGCAGCAGCAGUGUCGGUUGGUGGUAGUGGCAGUUUAGGUAUUGGCGGGCCAGGUGCAACCAGCGGCUUACCCAGCAGCUCGUCUGCUAGCGCUUUAUACAGCCCCAACGCAACAGGUUUGCCAACGUCACCGCUACCACUGCAACGUCAAUUCCAUCACCCGCCGCCACCGAUAUCACAACAACAGCACCAACAACAACAACCGCCAUUACCACCAUCACAUCACCAUCAAUUGCAUCAACAAUAUUUGCCACCACAUCAUCAGCUACCGCCGCCAGCGCCGCCGCAUGGCUCACCUUCAGUCGGCAUGCUGGCGCAUCACGCACCACAACAGUAUUCGCCAGCGCAUUCGGCGCACUCUUCAUCGUCCAAGUACUCGACCUCAUCGCUGAAACACCAACAUCAACCGCACGGAAUGCACCAGCAGCAGCAGCAUCAACAACAGCAUGUGCCCCACCAACUGUCGCCAGCAAUUUCAUCUCCCUCACCGCCUUCGCUGCUACAUCAUCCUUCGUCUGCACACCCGCCUUUCGCGCUUGUCGGUCACCAGCAGCUCGACAUGCAGCGGCAUUCCCAUUCAGACGAUGACAGUGGCUGCGCGCUGGAAGAAUAUACUUGGGUGCCGCCCGGUCUAAGGCCAGAUCAGGUUCGCUUGUAUUUCUCACAAAUACCCGAUGACAAAGUGCCAUACGUGAAUAGUCCGGGUGAACAGUAUCGAGUGCGGCAAUUGCUGCAUCAACUUCCGCCACACGAUAAUGAGGUUCGUUACUGUCACUCAUUGACGGAUGAGGAACGCAAGGAACUUCGCCUAUUCUCCACACAACGCAAACGUGACGCGCUCGGACGUGGCAAUGUCAGACAGUUGAUGAGUGCGCGUCCGUGUGACGGUUGUGACGAAUUGAUUUCCACCGGGGAUAUAGCUGUGUUUGCUACACGCCUGGGUCCAAACGCUUCGUGGCAUCCGGGUUGCUUCAUUUGCUGCAUCUGCCAUGAGCUGCUAGUCGAUCUCAUUUACUUUCAUCGCGAUGGCCGACUGUACUGUGGACGUCACCAUGCAGAGACACUGAAGCCGCGUUGUUCCGCCUGUGAUGAGAUAAUCCUUGCUGAUGAAUGCACCGAGGCGGAAGGACGUGCCUGGCAUAUGAACCACUUCGCCUGUCAGGAGUGUGAGAAGCAGCUCGGCGGCCAGCGGUAUAUAAUGCGCGAAGGCAAGCCCUAUUGCCUGCUCUGCUUCGAUGCCAUGUUCGCCGAGUACUGUGACUAUUGCGGCGAAUCUAUCGGUGUGGAUCAGGGUCAAAUGAGUCAUGAUGGCCAGCACUGGCACGCGACGGACGAGUGUUUCUCCUGCAACACUUGUCGAUGUUCACUUUUGGGACGCGCCUUCCUACCGCGGCGCGGUUCCAUUUACUGUUCGAUUGCAUGCAGCAAAGGUGAACCGCCUACACCAUCGGACAGUUCUGGCACUGGCAUGUACACCACACCGACACCGCCAACGCAACGCGUGCGCCCGCAGACACGCAUACCCAGCAGUCACGCAUCGAGUUCGCCGCCAAUGUCGCCAAUACAGCAGCAACAGCACCAGCAAAGUUUUAAUCAGGCAAUGUAUCAGUUGCAGAGUCAGCAGAUAGCGGCAGGUAUAGUUGGUGGUGGUGGUAGCGGUGGCGAUGCCGGCAUUGCCGGGGUGGAUGGAGGUGAUGGAAGUGGUGGUGGCAGAGGAAAUGAGAUGGGUGGUCUUGAGUGUAUGCCAGCUGGCAUGAGCGCAGCUACAAUGAUGAGUGGCACAGUCGAUAUGACGCUUAUGGAGGCAACCAAACAGAGCUACCCAACCUCAGACUCGGAUGGUGGUGUGGUCAAGGAUAUGGAGCGUGCAGGCGGUAGUCGCGGUACUGGCGACUUUACAGACUUUUCGGGCGGCGCGCCAUCUACGUCUUCACAAAAUCUAUCACCGCUGAUCUCACCUACUGAAUACACGCAUCUAAUGCCUAAGCCAAUGGAACUCAAAUCUGAAGCGGCUUACAACUUCAAUGAGAUGUCGCUCAACUUAGAUGCCGCUUGGCCUGCCAAGCCGCCGCACACUGGUGCGCACACUUACAACCUGCCGCGCCAUAUGCAGCGUGUUUCUAAAAUGGAGAGCUCCAUGACCUCGAGCAUGCCUGAACUAACAGGGCGACAACCCGUGCAGGUGCCGCAUGCGGGCGCGCAUACCUCCUCGCAGCAAUUUGCACACGAUUACAGUGACGCGAUCACUUCACCGCUGCCCUCUGACAUCGGUGAGCUACCCACACCUAACUUGUCAGUGGCCUCUACUGCGUUACCGCCUGAACUGAUGGGUUCACCCACCGCUUCGGGUGGUGAGCGUUCAAUUACCUCACCGCAGUCCAUGAACUCUGGACAAGCGCCCGCUCAUCCUGUAUCCAUACUCAGCGGCGCAUCUUCCUCAUCACCAAUGAGCGGUGCAACAGGCGGCGGUGAGGUGAAGAAAAAGGGUGUACGCUUCGAAGGCAUACCAGCGGAAACGCUACCGCGCUCGCGCAGCUACUCAGGCAAUGGCGCGGGCACAGGUAGCGGCAGCAGUGGUGGCGGUGGUGGCGGAGAUGGAAGCAGACAUAAAGAGAGCGCCAGUACCGAACGCUCUUCUGGAGGCAGCGGACACUCAUCGCGUCGGAGACGUCGGCGCAAAUCAUCAGGACAUCGCAACAGCGGCUAUCGUACACAUUCAACAACGCGCGCUGAUACUUAUGUGACCGCGCAACCGCUCUCUUCCUCUUAUCAGGGACCACCCUCCGUGCUGCAAAGCGCUUCGGUCUCCCAAGUUGGUAGCGGCGCGUCCGCAACAGCGCAUGCCACGCGUUGUGGCGAUGAUGAAUCGGAUGAUGCUUCAAGCGUUUGCUCCACCUGUUCAUCAUCUUCAUCCUCCUCUGAGGACUACAUGAUGAUGUACCAAUUGCCGCAGCGGCGUCACUAUGGCGGUGUGCGUGUGAGUUAUGUUCCCAACGAUGCGCUCGCUUACGAUCGCAAGCGUAAACCGACAGAUAUGAGUGAUAAGGACAAGAACUGCAUCAUUUCGUGAUGUGAUAGUGCGUCAGCGAAUCAACUUGAGCGGCUUGAGAAGUCAUUACAUGUCACCUGUCGAACGAAAAGAGAAAAUGGGCGGUAAGAGCCGCUGGGAAAAUGCGGCAGCUAAAGCUACAAGACGGCAUUCAACAAAGAAGUACAACAAAAUUCAAAAGUAAAAUGAAUUUGAAAAAAAAGAGGCAACAUACAUUAAAAUUUAAUACUAUAGCUGGCAGGCAAGCAGCAGCACGGCGAUGGUGCGUAACAAAGCGUUUGUAAAUCUAAUAUGAAAUACAAUUGAGUUAUGGCUUGUUUAUAUAAAGCCUUUUGAACUUAAAUUCGUUACAAAAUUUUAAUUUUCAAAUUAGAAAUUUGUAUGUGAAUAAUAUUAUUUUGGGGAAAUUUUUCGGAAAAUGGCCUAAAACUGUUUAAUGGUCAAUCUUUAGCUUCUUGGCUAUGCUACGACUACUAACAUGCACGUCAACUUCGGUUAUUUCUGUGAUUUUAUUGACAUUUACAUCAAAAUUGCCUGAACGGCACCAUAAUCACAAAUCACAAUUUCAGCGGCCUGUCCUGCAUUUUCGCUGUAAACGGAGAAGAAGGUGCUGAGAUGAUUCCACCACGUCCUCCGGACGGCUCCUGCAGAAAGGAGUCUUAAAAGUUCUCUUAAGCGUCCUCGAUCUACCCGUGUCCAGAAGGAUCUCGCGACUUUGCACGUUUGGUCGCUGAGUUGACGCGAAGCCCAUCUUUCCAGUAGCAGACUAUAGGUUCUCAAGGGAACUCCAAUCCUCUCAUGUUGCGAUAAAGCCGUCUCCGGGGUUCCCUGUCUAGCCAGCUCAUCAGCCCAGCGGUUUUUCUCUAUGUCGCUGUGACCGGGAGCACAAAUGAACGCAAUAUCGAAGUAUUACGAUACAAUCGAGAGAUAAGUCAGACAUUGCCCGACUAAUUUCGAACACACAAACAACGAGCCUAAGGCUCUAUUUACCGAUUGGCUGUCAGAGUAAAUAUUUACCUCCUUUACAGUAAUUUUAUUUAGAAGCAAGCAAGAAUAGCUUCUUCUAAAAUUUUGGGGGCUCGAAAUUCACUUUACAGCUAUGGAAUAUUUUCUUAUAAUUUCAUGUAGAAUCCGAAUCUGCCAGGAACGAUGUAAAAAAAAACAAAAAAUGUUCCACCCUAUUGUAUAUAAAGGGUGAUUUUUUAAGAGCUAUAGGAAAGUUUUUCAAAAAACACACGUAAAAUUCAGAACAAUGCAUGAAAUUUUUAUUUAAAUCGAUAGUACAGUCCAUAUAAUUUAAUGUUUCAUGAUUAUUUCAUGCAAAUGUUGACCGCGACUGCGCUUCAAAUGGUCCAUGCGCUUAGUCCAAUUUUGGCAUACUCUUUCCAAUGUUUCGGCCGGUAUCUCACAUAUAAAUGCUUUAAUGUUGUCUUCCAAUGCGUUAAUUGAAGCAGGCUUGUCUGAAUAGACAUUGGGUGGCCAAUUGACAGGCCCCGAACGUGAAAUAAAAUGUUCACCGAACUCGCCUCUCAACAAGUCCUUUGUUACGCGUGCUGUGUGGCAUGUGGCGCCGUCUUGCUGAAACCAAAUGUCAUGCAAGUCGAGCUCUUGCAUUUUGGGCAAAAAAAGUUGGAUAUCAUUUCACGGUAGCGCUCACCAUUCACAGUUACGUUACGAUUCGCAGCAUCUUUGAAGAAGUACGGUCCAAUGAUACCUCCAGCCCAUGAACUGCACCAAACUGUGACCUUUUCUGGAUAAAUUGGUAGCUCUUGCAAUUCUUCUGGCUGAUCUUCACUCCAAAAUCGACAAUUCUGCUUUCUUACGUACCCAUUGAUCUAAAAAUGAGCUUAAUCGCUGAACACAAUUUUUCGAUAAAAAAGUGGAUCUUCGUCCAACUUUCCAAAUUCUGCGUUGCGGUAGGUCGUUCGGCUUCAAUUCUUGCACUAGCUGUAUUUUGAGAGGCUUCACACCUAAACCCUUUCGCAAAAUUGUCCACGUUGUUGAGUAACAGAGGCGCAAUUUCUGCAACCGGCGACGAAUCGAUAAUUGAUGGUCAUCAUUAAGACUGGCCGACACAGCUGCGACAUUUUCUUCGGUUCGCACUCUAUGUAAGCGUAUUGGUGGUUUGAUGUCCAAUAAUGUAAAUUUGGUUCUAAAUUUAGUCACAAUAGCUCGAAUAGCCACUUCAGUGCGUCGAUUAAACUGACCAUAAAAUCCAAGAAGCGCGCGAUAAACUUUCUUAACAGAACACGCAUUUUUAUAAUAAAAUUCAAUGAUUUGCAAGCGUUGUUCGUUUGUAAGACGAUUCAUGGUUAAAUUAUAGACCAAACUGAAGAUGUUUGACAGCGAAACAAAACACGAAACGUGCGACAGCUGUUUAAACCAACUGUUUAAAAAGAGAAUAGCUAAAAAAUCACCCUUUACAUUCGUGCAUGCAAAUACAUAUAACUAUAUACCCUUAAAAAUUAAACAAAUUUCCAUCAAAACUGCCACUUUCUAAAAAAGUUUCUAGAAAAAAAAUUUGAGUAUGCAGUUUUAUAGCUUAAUAAAUUUGGGGAUAACAAAGUGUAAGUUUCAAGUGGCUUAAAAUUUGCGUUAAUUUAAAAACACUUUUUUUUUUUUCUAGCCGUCUUUUGCAUUUUCUCCAUAUAAAAAAAGAAAUCGAGUAUUAAUUAUACACCCGGAGGAUUGUCAUGGUCUGCUGAUGGGCAAUCGCUACUUAUUAAAAAAAAAACCUUUUCUAUUAUUUGGAUCUUUCAUGCCCACAGUUGGCCUCAAACCAGGCCCCUACGGAUUGUUAAACGCGCACAAACCCAUUUAGCUACGGCGUCUGUAACUGCAGCCAAAUAUCGGUUAUACCAAUAUAGAAAAUUAUGAUAUAUAAUUUAUUGCCCGCCCGCCUGCCUGCCUGCCUGUUCUUCUUCAUAUAUUAAUAUGAGUGUAGAUAAAAAACAUUUUUAUUAGUGUCGGUAAAAAAAAAUUAACUUAUAAUAUUCUAUGAUACAAACUCGUUAAAAAGUUCAAGUACACCUUUGUAUAUAUUUACGUGUAUCUCUAAAUCUUCCAUACAAAAUACAGAUUAUUGUAAGAAGUUUUCGAAUUAGUCAUAUCCCAUUGCAGCACAGCAAGAGUUACUUAUAAAAAUGCAGGUAGUUAAAAAAAUAAGUGCAUAAGUAAAAAACAAUAAAAAACACGAUUUAAAGCAAUACAUAAAAGUUCAACUUUACGGUUCUGGCAUUGUUUGGAAUCCUCACCUAUAGCAAUUAAGUUUUAAAAUACUGCACAUUAAAUUAAAAUAGUAAGUAAAACAUAAAAUUAGAGUUAUUUACGAACUUGUAUAAGAAUUUUUAUUUAUAUACUUUGAAAAAUAUUUGAAAAAUGUAUCGAUAAAUAUUUUGCUAUAAAAAUGGAACAUCGACGCAGCUGACAUAUUUUUGAUAAACAAAUAUAUUUGAGCUACAUACAUGCAUAUAUAAGUAAUAUUAAGUAACAUUAUACACUGAAAUAUGUACAUACAUACAUACAUAUGUAAACAGAAAAUUAAAAAAAAGUGAAUAACUAUUUAUUCAUGUUCAAAUGAUAUGACUAAAUGUAUACAUUAAAACGUAGGCACACCAACUGAACUUGUAUUUUGUAAAUGAUUUUAUUCAAGGCUUAGUACUAAGUAUAUUAAGUAUGUAAUGAAGAAGUAUAAACUAAAAUUAAA